Messenger RNA from Macrosteles quadrilineatus (aster leafhopper), 2215 nucleotides. RefSeq lists its product as uncharacterized. Bases 147 to 1256 code for a protein of 369 amino acids. The transcript has 7 exons. NCBI's taxonomy places the organism in Eukaryota, Metazoa, Arthropoda, Insecta, Hemiptera, Cicadellidae. Gene Ontology annotation, cellular component: cytoplasm. The record is from RefSeq and is a predicted model, not a curated record. Gene Ontology annotation, biological process: protein transport.
UCCAUUUAAAAGUUUGUAAUAAAUUUGUACAGUUAGUUAUCCAUCAUACAGCAUUGUGUAUUUUGUAAUAAUUAAUUUUCAGACAUUCUCAUUUAAGAUUUAAGGCAAAAAAGAUUGUUCUUCGCAUUGUUUGAAUAUUUACGAAAAUGAACGCGGCUAACCAGAUGAGGCUCAAAUUCUUGUUUCAUUGCUUUGGAAACCUCUUCGUAACUGGCACCAAUGCAAAGGGAAUUCUUAGAGUAAUUACCUUGAACGAUUCGGUUAUCAAAAGAAUCAAAGUUGGCAUUGUUGGGAAAAUCAUCAUAGAAUCUGAUGAAAAUGACAACCAUUCGACCAUCGAAAAAGUCUUCUACGAGAGUGAUAUACAUGAGUUUCACUCCCCUGAUUUGAUCAACAGUGAGUACGACGAACAGCUCUUAGAGUUCUCUGUCCCGUUGGACAGCAAUCUGCCCCCGUCAGUCAUGUUGAAACAAGGAGGUAUAAUCUACUAUCUCUACGCUUCCAUGGAGGAAACAUUCCAAGACGAGAUCCCUCAGAACAUCAACACUGAAGCAAAUAUUUCGGUUGUAAACAUCGUUGACUGCAAUACCAUUCCUAAAGCUGCCAGGGACAAGUCUAUCGCCAAUGCACCAGUGAAGAUGUGCAUGUGUCUGACGUCUGAUGAGAACUCCAGUUCUCUGCAGGUCUCUCCUCGCUCGUGUGUUCCGGGAGACUGCCUCAAGAUAAACGCAGUCGUGUUCAACUCAAGGCCUUACCCAUUGUGUUUCGUACAGGCAGCUCUUGUACAGAAAAUCAAGUUGAAGUUUGAGAACUACAGCGUGAAAACGAAUCGAGUGGUGUCAGAGACGAAACGCGGCUGUGUGAUGCAACAAAGAGACCAAACGUGGCAUCAAGAGUUGCUGCGUGUACCUCCACUGCCUCCCACCACUUACCACAAGUAUCUCGACGUCACGUACAAGCUGCAGCUGCGAGUUCCUGAGAGACAGAACUUCAACGAUACCUCAGUGCUGCUGACAGUCCCGGUGGUGAUCGGCAGCAUUCCGUUGGAGGAGUCCUUGGUUCACCUCAGCCCGCUUCCGGGAUGUGAAUCUUUCGGCAACAAUAUGCUUCCGAUACCGAAACCCUAUCAAGAGUUUGCCAGAGCUGAUCGUUGUAUCCAGGCUGACGAAGGACUCAAGUAUGUGCCUUCUUACAUCACUUACCUGUCAGAUAGAGCCAUGGACAACGUAGAUCUUGAAACCUCCACGCCCGUCUAGUCAUGCAAAAGCUUUACGUAACAAGUGCCUUUCCAGUUCACUCUAGCUUUGUACAUGGUUGACGGCACAGCCUGAUUGACGCCAAAGCUGUUUUUAUCGCGAUAUUUCAGUGUGCAAAUCGCAAGUACAUUCGUUACUUGGGUCACAUCACAGUUAACUAGUUGUAAGAAAUGUUUUGUUCUGAUAUUCUUAGAAAGGUAUACAUUACCUUGCCUUGUUUAUUUCAUGUUUUCAUUUGUGUUGUUUAACUAAGUUUUCCGAGUACUUAGGUUUGUACUUUUCAACGUUUGUUUUACCAUAUUGAUAUUGUGCUAUUGGGUAAAAUAGCAUUAUUUUGUUUGAGAGAUGUUUUCCAGAGUUGUAGAUCUGAACAGCCUAAUAGUUUUUUUUAUAUAAAUGUUGCAUUACGCACAUAUUUAGUAUGGAUCUGACAAAUUGUAUUUGAAUGUAAAAUGACCUUAUUUGUAAGCCAAAUUGUCCAUAAACAGAUAUCAUUUGGAUUGUAACAGACUUAGGUGCUACAACGAACAAUAAUAUUUUAAUAUGUUGUAAUUUUAUGCUACCCCAAAUUGCCAAAUGAGACAAUCAUUGAACAGUAUUCCAUGCGCAACACGCUUCCUUAUUGUUAUGGGCAAUUAUGUGCAAUGUUAUAGAUUUGUGACCAGUUUAUUUAAUGUGACACAAUAAUUUUUCACUGGAGAUAUGUUAAAUAAUUUUCAAAUUAUUUAGUAGGGCAAGUUACUUUAGGGAUCUGAUUAAUUUAUAAAAAUGUAAAAUGACUUGAAUCUUCCAAUUGUCUGUAAACAGUUCUCAUAGAUGCAACAACGAACAAUAUAUUUUAAUAUUAUAGUUUUAUAUGUUACCACAACUUGCCAAAUGAGACAGAUAUUAUAUUCUUUUAAAAAAGCGCUUCCUAAUUUUCAUGUAAUGUGCAAUGUUAUACUUCUGUGCCAAGUUUA